GGGAUGGGAGGAAAACAGGCAGUCGGGAGGCAAACCCCACGCUGUAGCUGUUUUUGAGAGGAGCGCUAAGCAGCGCCCACACCUCUCUCUCUCUCUCUCCCUCUCUCUGGUGCUUUGGCUUUCUUUUUUGUGCUCCAGUCUUGACUAAAAAAAGGGAACUAGCAGCUCGGGUGUUUCUGGUGAUUGAUCCUCAGAGCCUUUUCUGGUGCGGAUAUACCUGGAUUCCAAUGGUCAUGGUCAAAGAAAAAGGCUAAUAUCAGUCACUUCAUCCUCUGGUGAUGAGGCAGGACAGCUCACCCUGUCAGCACAGCCAACACAUCCAGCCCAGAAUGAGGAAUGUGAUCAGCAGUCGGAAAAAUUGUACUACUAUAUAUUUUACAUGGCUCAUGCGCAGGACACACGCCACCACUCUGCAGAGAAGCCCCUAAUUCAGUGCUACAAGUGUGGGCAGCCAUGUAAGGGCGAGGUGCUCCGGGUGCAGAACAAGCACUUUCACCUCAAGUGCUUCACAUGUAAAGUAUGUGGCUGUGACCUUGCCCAGGGGGGCUUCUUCAUGAAAAAUGGAGACUAUCUGUGCACGCUGGACUACCAACGCAUGCACGGUACCCGCUGCAAUGGCUGUGGGGACUUUGUUGAGGGAGAAGUGGUUACUGCUCUGGGCAAGACCUACCACCCUGCCUGCUUCGUCUGCACCAUCUGCAAACGACCGUUUCCUGCCGGGGACAGGGUGACCUUUAAUGGGAAGGACUGUCUCUGUCAGUACUGUGUCGAGCCCAUGUCUCCAGGACCAAAGGACAUCCUGGGCUCCAGCAAUUGCGCAGGCUGUGGCCGAGACAUUAAGAACGGACAGGCUCUCCUUGCUUUGGACAAACAGUGGCAUCUGGGCUGCUUUAAGUGUAAGGCCUGCAACAAAGUGCUGACCGGGGAGUACAUCAGCAAGGAUGGCGCCCCCUACUGUGAGAAGGACUACCAGACCCAUUUUGGAGUUCAGUGUGAGGCGUGCCAUCAAUUCAUCACAGGGAAGGUGCUAGAGGCAGGAGAUAAGCACUAUCACCCCAGCUGUGCGCGAUGCAGCAGGUGCAAUCAGAUGUUCACAGAAGGAGAAGAGAUGUAUCUGCAAGGGUCAACAGUCUGGCAUCCUGGGUGCAAGAACACCACGAGAACAGAAGAAAGGCACAGGGAGCGGCUAAUGCCUCCGUCCCUCUUAUUCCUCCAAAAAACAGAAAGGCAGCCGACGAGGUCGUCGUCUGAGAGUAUUUGUUCCAGACCUGGUUCAAGCAUACCUGGCUCACCGGGUCACACUAUCUAUGCAAAAGUAGACAAUGAGAUCCUUGAUUACAGAGACCUAGCUGCCAUUCCAAAAGUCAAAGCCAUUUAUGACAUUGAGCGCCCCGAUCUUAUUACCUAUGAACCUAUGUACACCACCUCCCUGGAUGAGAGAGAGGAGAGACGAGAGAGUGUGGGAGAGCUCCACACUGCCAGGAGGGAACGUUCCCCCUUGCCGGAUGACAAGUCCUCAAGAAACAUGUCGCCAACCCCAUCUGGUGAGGGAUCUUACGACAGGAGGGAACGCAUCCUUCAGAGGUCCACCAGUCAGGGCUCCAUAGGAUCACCAGUUUAUAAUCGUCAUGGAUACACCCCCACUUUGUCACGGUCGCCGCAGCAUUUUCACCGGCCAGAGGCUCUGACAGGCAUGCAGAAGCUCUGCUCCUCCCUGUGCAGUAACAGUGUGGGCUCCAGAAAUAGUGACUCCCGCCCCACCUCCCCUUUCAGACACCACUUCCUCCCCCAUAGCCAAGGCACCGACCCGCCGAGUGGCCGGAGCUCUCCCCUACCGCUCAGGCCCGACAGCCGGCCGGUCACCCCGCCUCUCUCUCAGACCCCUAAACAUUUCCACCUCCCAGAUCAGGGGAGCAACAUCUAUCGAAAACCACCCAUCUACAAACAACACGAUACAGCAUCCAUAGCACGCCAAAGCAAGUCUGCUGAUGAGAUCAUCAGAUCUGCCACCUUCCCCGCUGCCCAUGCUCCCUUUCCAGAUGACAGCUCACGGAGUGAGGGUGACCGCUGGCCCUACUCGCUCACUGCGUUAGGUUCAGAAGGGAGGAGAAGAUCUAGAGAAGAGGAGGAGGAAGAGGCUUUGAAAAGAAAGCAGCUCCAGGAGGAGCAUCUCAGUAAGAUUCAGUCCGGUUUGGGGAAGCUCAUUUUGAAGGAGGAGAUGGAAAAAGAGCAGAUAAGGGAGCGCCAUGCACGAAGCCUCUCGGCUCAGCGCUACGAUCCCAAACAGACCAGCUGUGAUGCAGAUCAGCCUUCUCCAACCAAAACUAACUCUCUGCCUGGCUAUGGAAGAAAUGGGCUACAUCGGCCUCAGUCCACAGAUUUCACCCAGUACAACAGCUACGGGGACAUGUGCGGAGGAGGCAGAGAGUUUCAGCACAUUAAGGAUGGCCGUGCAGCACUUGCAAGGAUGGACAGGGGAGUAUCUAUGCCUAAUAUGUUGGAACCGAAAGUGUAUCCCUAUGAAAUGCUCAUGAUAACCAGUAGAGGGAGAGCUAAACUGCCCAGGGAUGUGGACAGAACCAGACUGGAGCGCCACUUAGCACCUGAAACGUUCUUUGACAUCUUUGGAAUGGAGAUCCAGGAGUUUGACAGGCUUCCCCUGUGGAAACGCAACGACAUGAAAAAGAAGGCCAAGCUCUUCUAGCACUCAGAGCCGCAUGCAUUUUCUGUACAUUCAGAUAGCACACAGCAGCUGUAAUCUAGAUGUAGGUUUUGGUUUAUUUCCUUUUCUUCUAUAUAUUUUUUUUGUUCUUUCUUUUUUUUAAAUUUGUUUGUUUUAACCUGACAUAAUCACGGAAGCCAUGAACUGGACUCUUUGCUCUGAUGCUUCCUGAGACUAUGUACUGAAAGACUUGUCCUGUUAGACUUGCACUGUCAACAAUGAACGGGAAUCUCUUCCGCGUUCAAAAAUGACAAAGAAUGAGACUGGACGAUGAACAGGGUCAUGUUCUUUGGUUUGAAUGCGCUUGUUUUACUUCUUGCUUUGCUUCGAGUGGAACCGCUUUCCUUUUCUUUCUUGUUCGUUUCUUCCUACUAUUUCUCUCGCUGUUGAUUCCUGUGGAACUUUGUAAGUACAGUAGAACCUCAUGGCGCUCAUUACAAAAUGUCCAUGCUCGUAGCUUGAACAUGUGUUAGCUUUCCCUCGCUUGGGCUGAAAAGGUUUUAGUCCAAAGUUUGCAAGAAUUGGCUCAGUGAGUCUUUGAAUUAAAAAAAAAAGUCACUGGGAAAGCAGUCAGCUUACCCAACAGCUGUUUUACUGCAUCUACAUGGAAAUGCAUCAUCCAAGCACACACAUA
Oreochromis niloticus (Nile tilapia) is the source of this 3356-nucleotide messenger RNA. RefSeq names its product actin binding LIM protein 1a (gene ablim1a). Gene Ontology annotation, molecular function: actin filament binding. NCBI's taxonomy places the organism in Eukaryota, Metazoa, Chordata, Actinopteri, Cichliformes, Cichlidae. Gene Ontology annotation, cellular component: actin cytoskeleton; stress fiber. The coding region runs from base 380 to 2704 and encodes 774 amino acids. The transcript has 27 exons. Gene Ontology annotation, biological process: lamellipodium assembly; cilium assembly; cytoskeleton organization. The record is from RefSeq and is a predicted model, not a curated record.